Molecule: messenger RNA, 1181 nt
Organism: Culicoides brevitarsis
Lineage: Eukaryota; Metazoa; Arthropoda; Insecta; Diptera; Ceratopogonidae
Product: neuronal calcium sensor 2
Exons: 5
Coding region: 219-779 (186 amino acids)
Molecular function (GO): calcium ion binding
Source: RefSeq, a predicted model, not a curated record
UUGAAGAAAAAAGUAAGGCAUUGGCGUGAAUGGUUUACAUUUAUUUUGAGCAAUAAUAUUCUUACAAAUACAAAUUAGUAACAAGUACCGAUUAUGGAUUAUCCAGAUUUUGGAGAUUUAUAGGACACAAUUCAUCAAAAUACAACACCAUUGCAAACAAAAAGAGUUAAACAAGAAACAUAUUUAAAGAUCUCAAAUCAACAUAAAAUAUACAAAAAAUGGGUUGUUUUGGAAGCAAAGAUCGUCUUACUAAAGAGGACAUGGACUUUCUUAAAUCACACACUCGAUAUGAUGAGCAAACAAUAAAAGAGUGGUACAAAGGGUUUAAGCAAGAUUGUCCUAAUGGUCGAUUAACACCAGCGAAAUUUGUUGAUAUGUACAAAAUGUUUUUUCCUUCCGGAAAUGCAGAAGAAUUUUGUGAUCAUGUGUUUAGAACAUUUGAUAUGGACAAAAAUGGAUAUAUUGACUUUAAGGAAUUUUUGUUAGCAAUAGAUGUCACGUCGAGUGGAACGCCAGAAGAAAAAUUAAAAUGGGCAUUUAGAAUGUACGAUGUUGAUGGCAAUGGUGUAAUAGAUAUUCAAGAAAUGACUAAAAUUGUACAGGCAAUUUAUGACAUGUUAGGUGCUUGUUCAUCUAAUAAACCAGCUGAUUCUGCAGAAGAACGUGCAAAAAAUAUUUUUGCUAAAAUGGAUGAAAAUAAUGACGGGCAGUUGACGCAAGAUGAGUUUUUAAAAGGAUGUCUACAAGAUGAAGAACUUUCAAAAAUGUUGGCUCCUUAAGCCAUUUUACAUUGAAUUAUUAUAUACACAAACCUUAAAGAAAAUCAAUUACCUAAAAUUAUAAUACAUUUGAAUUUUCAAAAUCCGUGAAAGUGUACUGCCACAAAUAGUUAAUGAAUCCAAACUAUAUUCUUCAGAGCAGAUAAUCAUUAGGUUUAAAAAAAGGCUUCAAUGUUUGGUUAAUCGAAAGCACAAACAACAAGAGUAGUUUAUCUUAAAACAUUUUUUGAUACAAAAUAACAAGGAACCUCAAUAAUAAUUACAUACAUAAUUCGAAUUGUUUUUUAAAAAUUAAUUUAUAGUUUUAUAUUUAAAUUAGGUAUAGCUUUAAAAUUGUAUUUCUAUAUAAAUUAUUAUAUUGGAUUCUUAAUAUUAAAUGGUUUACUUGAAUGAUUUACUUGA